Messenger RNA from Papaver somniferum (opium poppy), 706 nucleotides. Its product is annotated as V-type proton ATPase subunit G1-like. The transcript is spliced from 4 exons. The coding region runs from base 139 to 471 and encodes 110 amino acids. Gene Ontology annotation, biological process: proton transmembrane transport. Lineage: Eukaryota; Viridiplantae; Streptophyta; Magnoliopsida; Ranunculales; Papaveraceae. Gene Ontology annotation, molecular function: proton-transporting ATPase activity, rotational mechanism. The record is from RefSeq and is a predicted model, not a curated record. Gene Ontology annotation, cellular component: vacuolar proton-transporting V-type ATPase complex.
UUUGCUUUUCCGACCUUUAAAUAUAGAGCGAAAGACCGGUAGAGAGAAAAUUGUCUCACGUUUGUUGUUGUUCAGUUCCCCAUUCUUUCGCUAAAUCAAGAUCUACGCCGUUAUUUAGAUUUAUAAGAAUAAGAAAGUAUGGAAUCAAGCCGUCAAGGUGGUGGAAUUCAACAGCUCCUAGCUGCAGAACAAGAAGCUCAGCACAUCGUCAAUGAGGCUAGAAAUUUAAAAACGGCUAGGUUGAAACAAGCCAAAGAAGAGGCUGAAAGGGAGAUCGCUCAAUACCGUGCUCAAGUGGAAGCUGACUUUCAGAGAAAACUUGAAGAGACUAGUGGAGAUUCAGGUGCCAACGUGAAGCGUCUAGAGCAUGAAACUGAAGCAAAGAUUGGCAACCUAACUGGAGAGUCUGAGAGGAUAUCCAGUGAUGUUGUUCAGAUGCUCCUAAGGCAUGUGACAAGCGUGAAAAACUGAAGUUGUGUUUGUUGGAGGAAUAACUUAUUUUGAUUAUGUUAGUUCUCCUUGUUAUUUAUUCAGUGAGCUUUGCCGUUUUCUUAUUCAGUAUCUGAGGAAAAGAGAAUAUGCCAUUUCGUAUUAUAUUUGUAAUAGUUUAUUUGAGUCCUGUUCUUUGCCAAAUAAAUGACUCCGAAUCUUUGUAUUCCAACAUUGACACUGGUUCAUUAUUUUUAGAAACUAUUCUUGAUACCUA